Messenger RNA from Laccaria bicolor S238N-H82, 2835 nucleotides. RefSeq lists its product as uncharacterized. The record is from RefSeq and is a predicted model, not a curated record. The coding region runs from base 1 to 2835 and encodes 944 amino acids. The transcript has 9 exons. Gene Ontology annotation, molecular function: protein binding. NCBI's taxonomy places the organism in Eukaryota, Fungi, Basidiomycota, Agaricomycetes, Agaricales, Hydnangiaceae.
AUGGUUUUCUUGAAGUCUUUGCGGAGCCCAGCGAACAAGUUGGCAGUGCAACCCAGCCCAACGGCUCCAACUCAACCUUCAAAGGAACCCAAGUCCCCAAAGUCGCCAACCCGUCUGUCGUUCGGCAACGAACCUCCUAUCAUGCGGGGUUCGUACGAGGGCCCAUUGCCUCAUCAGAUCUCUCGCGUCCUGAUAACAUGCAGUCCAAAGCGACGCCACGCCGUCUGUCAGGUGUAUUUCAUGAUUUGCCAACUUUUCACGAAAUCGUCCCCGCGGCUUUUACUUGAUUUUACGCUUAUCAUGAAUGGCGCGAACCUGACUUCGGAGCAGAAGCACGCCCUGAUGACGGUUUACAACGAAGCUCAUGCCGACUUGGACGACGAUCCUCCUCCUAAGGUAAGGCGAAGCCUAACGCCUGGACAUCCACGGAGUAGAUCGUCCACGAAUAAUGUCUCAGGGUCUUUGGUUAUGGCCAAGCCUGAAAGUCCCGUUCUUUUGCCACAUUCCGCUCCUCUGCUACCUGCCGUUCCUCCGCUACCUGCCAUUCCUCUACCGCUGUCCCGUGCGGGCACGCCUGCAACACCAAAAACUCUAAUGGCCCUUGCAGACCUCUCUCCAUCGGCGUCGACACGUUCUCUUGUCGAUGUUCCGAUAGAACAGGGUGGAUCAUCCCCCAAGAUGACACAAAUGUCGUCGCGAGGUCCAGGGUACCAUAUUGAAACAUCUAUGAUCCUUACGACUAAAUCCUCUCCUUUUAGCACCCCCCAAAAAGAACCCUCAAUUUCUCAAGACGAUAUACCGCCCUUGUCUUUAUCUGGGGAGGCAAACAAUACUAGAUCACGAUCACCAUUCAAAUUCAUAACCUCAUCAUUCUCGUCUUCAAAGACCCCUGAGCGUUCAAAGAACAGUUCGGUCGUUGUCACCUCAGUUUUCUCCCCCGAUACUCCAGAGCCCACCCUUUCUCAUUCAACAAGUGGGGGAAAGCACAAGGCGUACCUGCGUUUUCUGAAGGCAACAGGGCUUGACCUCACUUGGAAACCGGCUUCAUUCGAUAUCGGUGUGGGUUCCCAAGCCGAGAGCACUUCCUCGCGAAGUGAAGAUGUGUUUGGACACCGUGUGGCCCAAUCGCUACCUUCCAGGGCUGCGGGAAAGGAUUUAGCUAAAUCGUCGAUCCAAGUUGACCUGAGUUCAAAACCAGACACUAACGCUGCGUCAGAGAAAGAAUUACCUUCAUUACCCGAGAAGAGUCCGAGGGCAGAAGGCUUGUCAAAAAGUAAAUCUUUUAAUGGUAGACUAAGUACUCGGGCGUUGGCUCCGAUGGUGAUGCGUUCGCAGUUCCUGACGCUUCCUUCGCAUAUUGGGGCGAAGAAGGACAGACUCCAAGCAUGUUUUUCAUUCAAGUACCCACCUUUCCCGCCGAAAUCAUCGCCUAUCAGCCCGAUACCAACCGCGCAGAGCGACUCCGCCAGUGCUACUAAUUCAGGGCUGUCACUGGGGGACUUUGGUUCCUCAGCGUCAGCAACCACACCCACAUCUGCUGUCCAAGAAGUUUCGUACACCCCACAAAAUGCUACCGAUGGCUGGGCGUCAGCGGCAACUUUGCCCUCUUCUUUUCUGAGCAUGUCACAAUCAACCAGAAGAUCCCAAGACGACGACAUUCUGUCCUCAUCCUUUUCGUCUCAAAAGUCGGGUUUUCAUCGACUAACCUCUUCUUCCUCUCUUUCGACCGCUCAAAAGGAUGGUGAGGAAGCGACCUUUCCGGAAUCAGUUGCGGAUUCGGGCUCCACUCUUCUUUCUUCGCCUUCCUCAGGGCAUAAACGGAAACAUACAGGAGGGGAGUCAUCGUCAUCACUUAAAGCACUUUUACCACCCUCUACCCCUCAAACCCGUCCUUCCUCUAAACGCAUUCGAUUCACUCCUCAUCAAAAGCACUGGGAACCAGAUGGAAAUGUUCUCAUUGAGCUGCAAGGCAUACGGUUCAAAUUGCAAAAAAGUCGCUUAGCAAAGAAGAGUCUGUGGUUUAGUGCGAAGUUCAGUGAAAACCCAGGGGAUCUCGACGAGAACGAAGAUGCUAGAGUGUAUUGCAUAGAUGAGGUUGACGUUUCCCUGCCUGAUUUCGAGGCGUUGAUGGAUGCUGUGGAAAACUCAAUAACUUUCAUGUAUGAUAAGCCUUCCUUUGAGGUUAUAUCUGGUAUUCUUCGCGCAGCUACUGCGCUCUCUUUCCCAGAUUUUGCAACGUGGGCAAGGCGAAGUCUUGAAGAGACCUGGCCAUCUUCCAUCGAAUCUUUAUCUACGACUUACACCUCCGCCUUCGCCAUAGAGACCGUGGUGUUGGCAAGGGAUCGGCAAGUUCCUGAUAUUGUCAAGCGUGCCAUAUACGAGCUCGUCCGAACGCAAGAUUUCGUGAGAGAGUUUCGCCAAAAAGGUGAAGAUGCUAUAGGCAAAUCCAGUGCCACCCUUUCGCUUUCCGAGUUCAUGGCCAUCGUGGAAGUACGGGAGUUGUUUUCGUCGUUGUGGACAUCAUUUGCCCUUUCACCUAUGGACCCAUCGCAGUACUGUCAGCCGUCUGCUUCGACAGCACCCAGCAGUUCUAGAUGUGCUGCCGGUAAUCCCACAUCACAUCUCAUCGCGCAUGCUAAGCUCGUUCAUUUUUCUGGAAUUCUGGAAGCAUAUCAGCUGGAUCCCAUUUCUGGAUUACAAGCCCUCAUAGAUGCUCCGUGGAAGGAGGAGGGUGUCUGCGCUGAGUGUGUUAGCUCGUGGAAGGAUGUGUGGGGGAAGGCAAGACAAGAAAUCUGGACUGAACUAGAAGGAUUGUUCGGCUUGGUGGAGGCGUAA